Messenger RNA from Camelina sativa (false flax), 1820 nucleotides. Its product is annotated as F-box protein At4g18380. Gene Ontology annotation, molecular function: protein binding. The record is from RefSeq and is a predicted model, not a curated record. Lineage: Eukaryota; Viridiplantae; Streptophyta; Magnoliopsida; Brassicales; Brassicaceae.
AACACAAAGUGGGUUCUGUCUAUUUUUACACCUUCCCAUUUUACAUCCCUUUCUUUUUUCCCCCCUCUGUAGCUAGAUUCCUUCCACAAACCCCUCUCUCUCUCUAAUGCUCUCUAUCUUCUUCUUCUUCAAUCUCCACAAAGAUCUGAUUCUCUUCUUCUCUCCCUCUCUCUGAAAUGGCCAUAACUCUCCGUUCAUCAGAUCCACUUUCACGUAUCCAUCCCGAACCAGAACAACAAAUCGACCACUUCGAUCACCUCCCGGACUCAAUCCUCCUCCUCAUCUUCAACAACAUCGGCGACGUCAAAUCCUUAGGUCGUUGCUGCGUCGUCUCCAAAAGAUUCCAUUCUUUAAUCCCUCAAGUUGAGAAUGUCGUCGUUCGUGUCGACUGCGUUAUCUCCGACGACGACUCUUCAUCUCUCGUCUCUGACAAGCCUCGAUCCGUUGCUUCCGUCGCCGCUACUCCUUUCUCCGCCAUCUUUCGUCUCGUGAUCAAACCGUUACAAGCUUUGGGACAGUUCCUUAAACGCUCAGGUUCUUCUUCCUCUUCUUCUUCUUCAGCUUCUUCUUCGUCUUCUUCAGCUUCUUCGUUGUUGAUUAGUGGUGGUAUUGGUGGAGAUGAUGGUGAGAUUGAGCAAGGAGGCGUGACGCAUCAUUCUCCAACUCAGGUUUUAAAAAACUUCGAUGAGCUUCGCUUCCUUCGAAUCGAGCUUCCUAGUGGUGAAUUAGGGAUUGAUGAUGGUGUUUUGUUGAAAUGGAGAGCUGAGUUUGGUUCCACGCUUGAGAAUUGUGUGAUCCUCGGUGCUUCCUCUGUCAUCCCCGCGACGAACUCUGUUGAUCUUGGUACCAGUAACAACAACAACAACGCCGUGGUGGUGGAAGAUAACGGAAGUAUACCUGAAUCGUUUUAUACAAACGGAGGGCUUAAGCUUCGUGUUGUAUGGACUAUAAGCUCUUUGAUUGCUGCAUCUGCGAGACAUUACUUGUUGCAGCCGAUUAUAGCAGAGCAUAAGACGCUUGAUACCUUGGUGCUCACGGAUGUUGAUGGUCAAGGUGUAUUGUGUAUGAAUCGAGAUCAGUUGGAAGAGUUGAGGGUGAAACCCUUGUCAGCUUCUUCGGCUUCUAAGAGGACUCUUGUACCUGCUUUGAAUAUGAGACUUUGGUAUGCACCUACUUUGGAAUUGCCUGAUGGGACGGUGUUGAAAGGAGCUACCCUUGUGGCGAUUAGACCUAGUGAGUCCAAGAAAGAGGCGUGUGAUGUUUCUUGGGUUUCUUCUGCGUUUGAUGAGCCUUAUGUUGUUGCUGCUAAGAUGCUUGUUAAGAGAAGGACUUAUUGUCUUGAGAUGAAUUCGUUUUAAAAGCUGAGAGAUUUCACAAAGCCGGAUCUGAGGUGGUGAAUGAAUCACAAGGGCUAGCCAGGUUUUGAAAGAGAGACUACUACAAUGCAUAAGGAUCAGUUUUGUAUUAAGUGUGACUAAUGAUGCUUGAUUCAUCAAUGGGUCUCAUCAAUGCUAUCUCUGUUCUUGGUCUCUUGGAAGCUUCGGAUUCCGAUCUGCUUGGAUGGACCCCGGAAACCGCAUUCGCUGGCUGCUUUUUUGUUUCAGCUCGCAUAGCAAUCGUGCAAGAAGAGCAAGUUUUUUUUAGCUUAUAAAAAUCUUCAAUGUGCCUUUUUUUCUUUUUCUUUCAUUAUUAUGUGAAUAUUAUUUGUAGGUAAGAGACACAGUUGCUUUGCUUUCUCCUUGUCUUUGUAUACUUCUUCUUCUCCCAAGUUGUAAAAUAAAUAAUAUUGAGCAAUGUAAGUACUUUAUUACUUUUUACCA